This is a messenger RNA of Suillus plorans, 1205 nucleotides long. Its product is annotated as mitochondrial carrier domain-containing protein. The coding region runs from base 45 to 830 and encodes 261 amino acids. The transcript has 9 exons. Gene Ontology annotation, biological process: thiosulfate transport; succinate transmembrane transport; malate transmembrane transport. The record is from RefSeq and is a predicted model, not a curated record. NCBI's taxonomy places the organism in Eukaryota, Fungi, Basidiomycota, Agaricomycetes, Boletales, Suillaceae. Gene Ontology annotation, molecular function: malate transmembrane transporter activity; thiosulfate transmembrane transporter activity; antiporter activity.
UGGCCGCAUGCUUUACACAUCCCCUUGACCUGGCCAAAGUGCGCAUGCAGAGUCUUGGUCCUACUGUACCAAGUCCAUCUAUGCUCAAAAUUCUGCGCCACUCGAUAUCCAACUAUGGACUUCGUAGUGUUUAUACCGGUCUCUCCGCCUCGCUUAUGCGUCAAAUGACCUACUCGCUCGUGCGUUUAGGCAGCUAUGAAGAAAUGAAAAGAUUCAUAUCUGAGAAUGGUCAUCCCCCAUCUACUGGGAAGCUUCUUCUGGCCGCUGGCGUGGCUGGUGGUUUAGGAGGAAUAGCAGGAAAUCCAGCAGAUGUUCUACUGGUUCGGAUGACCAGUGACUCCAUUCGUCCGCCAGAGAAGCGCUAUAAUUACCGUAACGCUAUCACUGGACUUAUCUCUUUGGUAAAAGAGGAUGGCCAGAAGGGUCUUGCACGCGGCCUCGGGACAAAUACAACCCGAGCAGUCUUGAUGAAUACAUCACAGGUUGGAUCCUAUGACUUUUUCAAAACCACUCUCUUGCAAUACCCUAUACCCUUGGUCAACUAUCAAUUCCAUGAUGGCUUCUUCUUGCAUGUAGUUGCAAGUCUUGCAGCCGGAACAUGCGGCACGACCGUGUGCUCUCCUGCUGAUGUCAUAAGAACAAGGAUCAUGGGCUCUUCUGGAAAUGCUAGUCCAAUAGAGGUCCUAGUCCGUUCCCUGCGCGAGGAAGGUCCCGCAUUCAUGUUCAAAGGCUGGACGCCCGCUUGGAUGCGUCUUGGUCCCAACACCGUCCUGAUGUUCGUCUUUUUCGAGCAACUGAAACGUGGCUGGUCCUCCUUGGUCCCCUCAUAAUCUAUAUUCAAUUCUGCUGCACAUCGUCGGGCACACAAUACCUCAUGUCUUCAAGUUGUCGGAUUGACGCUUGGACAUUCACAUGAAUGCCAUUAAGACGCUAUAUGAUAUAUCCUAGACAUAUAACCUUGGAUUCAUAUCACUUUCACACUCUAUUCACUGAUAAGUAUAUCAUCUACUGAGGUGGAUGCUUACUCGAACUCACAAUAGCUAACCUGGCGGAAAGGUAGAAUAGCUACAUACUUGGGACAAGCUUAGGAUUUGCGAAUUUUCUCAACCAACAGCUACUUAUUAUAGUACUUGUCGCGCACGCAAUUAAGAGACCUAUGUAUUAAUUCUUUGCAGCGCCGUUAUUUCGCGGUUAGCGUCCAGAUU